Siniperca chuatsi (mandarin fish) is the source of this 1587-nucleotide messenger RNA. It is a transcript of the gene bcl2l10, whose product is annotated as BCL2 like 10. The transcript has 3 exons. Lineage: Eukaryota; Metazoa; Chordata; Actinopteri; Centrarchiformes; Sinipercidae. Gene Ontology annotation, cellular component: mitochondrial outer membrane. The coding region runs from base 117 to 731 and encodes 204 amino acids. Gene Ontology annotation, biological process: extrinsic apoptotic signaling pathway in absence of ligand; regulation of apoptotic process; intrinsic apoptotic signaling pathway in response to DNA damage. Gene Ontology annotation, molecular function: protein heterodimerization activity; protein homodimerization activity. The record is from RefSeq and is a predicted model, not a curated record.
UUUUGCGGGGAGCAGAUGUAUGCAUAUAGCGGACCCGGAGGCGGAGUCAGAUGAUAAAUGAGCAGCCAGCUGAAGGGAAACUGUGAGUGUAGCAAGGUUCUCCUUCCGCCGUCCGUAUGUGCAGAGAGCAGUCUGAUAUCGCUGGGAGGAAAAUGUCGUGUGGGCUGUGGAAAGACACCCUGGCCCUGGCAGAGGACUACCUGUCCCUGUGCUGCACAAGCCCACGGCCAGCCCCUCCACCUCCCAGCGAGUCAGCCGCUGCCAUGAGGCGCCUGGCCCAGGACAUGGAGACGCAGCACCAGGCUCGCUUCCACGCCCUCGCUCACACCUUCCUGAGGCAGUGCGGGCCGGACCCCUGCCCCGGCCUCAGGAAGGUGAUAGAGGAGCUGGUGGGAGACGGGCACAUGAACUGGGGGAGGGUAGUGUCCCUUUUCACCUUUACUGGGGUGCUGGCCAGACAGCUACUGGAGCAGAAGGACGUGAAGCCGGGGCUGGACCCUGGGCAGGAACUGGGACAGGGGUCCGGAAACUGCAGGGGACUGGCAGAGACCAUAGCUGAUUACUUGGGAGAGGAGAAGAGAGACUGGCUGCUGGAGAAUGAUGGAUGGGAGGGGUUCUGUAAGUUCUCCCGCAGUGCCAGAGAGGUGAGUCAGGACUCGUCCAUGAAGACGGCGCUGUUUGCUGCUGCGGGCGUGGGCCUCGCUGGACUCACCUUCCUCCUGGUGCGCUAGCGAGCCUUCUACAUCCUGAACACAUCCUCACCCAUGUUCUCCUCCUUUCAUUUGGCACAAUUAUGUAGACCUUUUUUUAAAUUCUAACAUCAAUGCUGCAAAAACAGGCUUAAUCUGUAGUGAAUUCAGGGUUGUAAUCUCAAAUCAUCAACUGAAUGUUUGCACAUACUCGAACCCCAUUAAUACUGACAUUUUGUCACUUGCUCCUUAAGAUUGUAAAAAAUGAUCUCAAUGCCUUCAGAAAUUUUGGAGUAAGUGACCUCAGUUUGCAUAUCUUAGACAAGUUAAUUAAUUACUAAAGGUUUCUCAACAGAGUCCUCUUGUUUUCAAAGCUUGUAUUUUCAGCGUUUAGCUAAAAGACUUGAUUUCAAUUUUCCCCACAGCUUCUGGUUUUGAUUUUUCAAAUUGUCCGCUGCCUUUUAUUCACGUGUUUACCUGAGUUGUGUAUUUGAUAUAGAGCCAUUCUAGUGUACAAUGUAUAAAUUAAUAUAUUAUAUUUAUAUGAAAUGAAACUGAAAGCGGUGGCCCUUUUUUCUAACUGAUCCACAGCUUAUUCAGUUGUUUCAUUGUUUUCAAGUCUGUCCUACAUUCGUGUGAAAUGUCUGUGAUUUACACGGGUCAGCAGCUGAAUACAGAGCUGGUGACCACACAACGGUGCUAUGAAAUGUUGUGAAAUGUUUUUCAUAUCAAUCUAACAAACCAGGGACCAAUCUGACUUAAAACAUAUUGCUAUUAGAACAAACCGUUGCUAUGGCAUCCCCCCCCACAGAUCUCUUAAUUAAACAUUAUAUUUUUACAUUGUUUUGUUCUAUUUAUUUGUCACAGUUUUUUUUAAUAAAAACAAAGCUAUCAUGGA